AUGGCACAGGAGCACUGUGCUAUCAUGGGUGGCUAUUUGGCGUUUCCCAUGAAUGCCGAAGAAAACUCGUUCAUCAACCAGAUGGCGAAAAAUCAGCAGGUGUGGUUAGGAGGAGACCUGAUCGGCCAUAACGGCAUAUUCUUCACCAGUGGCAGCGCGCCCGAGGGAGAUCGUGCCAUUGUUCAAACUUUCUGGAGAAGCGGCGAGCCGAACAACCCAGUGAUUGAACAAUGCAUUCAGAUGCUCAGCGGUGCGGUGUGGAACGACCGAGGCUGCGCGCUGCUUUACAGUUUCGUGUGUCAGUUCCCAUACGCCGGCGCCUGCGUAGGGCUACCUCAUCCUGCUUUCCCUGACCUCAAAUGCUUUAAAAAAGUUUGA
Molecule: messenger RNA, 378 nt
Organism: Hyalella azteca
Lineage: Eukaryota; Metazoa; Arthropoda; Malacostraca; Amphipoda; Hyalellidae
Product: collectin-11-like
Exons: 3
Coding region: 1-378 (125 amino acids)
Source: RefSeq, a predicted model, not a curated record